UUGCAGACGGAUCGCGGCUGAGUGGCAAUUUGCAAGUCGAGCAUGUGUAUUGGUAUAGGAAGUGUCUUUUUUUUUUAAAAUAAAUAAAAAGCCGGGCUAUUCAAAUAGAGAUCGGGAAUAAGGAAAAAAAAGCCUCCGAAUCCUAAAAUAAUGCUCAUAAAACACCCCUUUUUUGGCGCAGCCUUCCGGCCAACAAUGAUGCCAUGCAAAUAGAGACGAUGGCAAAAAGGAGAGAGAUUUCUACAACCCAAUAAGCUGAUGCAGCCAAAAUCCUUCAUCAUUGCAAAGGAGGAUUUAUUCUCCCUGGAUGGGAAGGGUGUCUCUAGAAAGAGGGAUUUGGCCCAGGAUCACAGCUUGGAGGAACAGGUGGAAACCCACACGUAGCCGAGUUCACACAAGCCUCUGCCAGGCGAGAGGCCGAGGGGCCUCCAAGGCAGAGACCUCCCAUGCCUGGGGGCAUAGCUUGUAUUAGCUGCAGUUGGGUAGGAUCUGGCGGAGGCCAGGGACCCCUCCCGGCCUGAACCCGGCGGCUGGUGCGUGCCCCUGCCUUCACCAGAGGGCACAGCCUGGAGUUACAGCGACACUUCUCGUCAGGGUAUUGAAGACAGCCCAAUGGCGGAGCCGCGCUUUAACAACACCUAUUUCUGGCCACCGCCUCCCACCAUGCCCAGUCAGCUGGACAAUCUAGUUCUGAUCAACAAAAUCAAGGAACAGCUUAUGGCAGAGAAGAUCCGUCCCCCCCAUUUGCCCCCCACCUCGGUGUCUUCCCAGCAGCCCCUGCUGGUGCCUCCCUCGCCAGCGGAGAGCAGCCAGUCGAUUAUGUCCAUUCCGAAGCUCCAGCAGGUCCCGGGGCUGCACCCCCAGGCAGUUCCCCAGCCAGAUGUUGCCCUUCACGCCCGCCCCGCCACCAGCACGGUCACAGGAUUGGGGCUGGGGUCCCGCACGCCAGCUGUCAGCACCUCCGAAUCCAGUGCGGGGACGGGCACCAGCACCCCUUCCACGCCCACCUCCUCCAGCCAGAGCCACCUCAUUGCCUCCUCACCCACCCUCAUUUCCGGAAUCACCAGCCCCCCGCUCUUGGACUCCAUCAAGACAAUCCAGGGCCACAGUCUGCUGGGGGCUCCCAAGGCUGAACGAGGCCGCAAGAAGAUCAAGGCCGAGAACCCGUCAGGACCCCCGGUCCUCGUGGUCCCAUAUCCCAUUUUAGCUUCAGGAGACAUUGGCAAAGAGGGCAAGACGUACAGGUGUAAAGUCUGCCCACUUACCUUCUUUACCAAGUCAGAGAUGCAGAUCCACUCCAAGUCGCACACGGAAGCCAAGCCGCACAAGUGCCCGCAUUGCUCCAAAUCCUUUGCCAACGCCUCUUACCUGGCCCAGCACCUGCGCAUCCACCUGGGCGUCAAGCCGUACCACUGUUCCUACUGCGAGAAGUCCUUCCGCCAGCUCUCCCACCUCCAGCAGCACACCAGAAUUCACACUGGAGAUAGACCUUACAAGUGCCCGCACGCCGGCUGUGAAAAGGCUUUCACACAGCUCUCUAACCUCCAGUCACACCAACGGCAGCAUAAUAAAGACAAACCCUACAAGUGUCCAAAUUGCUACCGGGCGUACUCGGAUUCAGCUUCGCUCCAGAUCCACCUCUCGGCGCAUGCCAUCAAGCAUGCAAAGGCCUACUGCUGCAGCAUGUGUGGGCGAGCAUACACCUCAGAGACCUAUUUGAUGAAGCACAUGUCAAAACAUACAGUGGUGGAACACCUCGUGAGCCAGCACUCUCCUCAGAGGACAGAGUCCCCCGGCAUCCCCGUUCGGAUAUCCCUCAUCUGAAACGCGGAAAAGCAGCACUCCCCUCGCGUGAUGGACCUUCGCAAAUUCCAGAAACAGGGAGGGGAGAAAGGAGAUCUUUGGAUUAUGCAAACCGUUCUGCUCUCCCUGUGCUGCUUCCUCAGAUUCCUCAGUGGUGUACAGCACUGUGCUCAGGAGGACCAAGAGACCCCAGUCUGGCUCCCCCCACUCCCCCAAGCAACCUUGGGCCUUGACUAUGUUUGUGGAGGGGACGUGUCCUCUUCAGUUUUGGGGAGAACCAAAGACAAUUCCACAGCACUUUCACCCUCCGUCUUGCUUCUCCAGGGGCACCAUUCUUCUUCUGGGAUUGCUGCAUUCUCGCUUCUCUUGUUCCAAGUCAUCCUGCCCCCUCCCCCAAAAAAACAUUGGUGCAGAGAUUUCUAAUGCCACGAUGACAUGGAGCACGAAAUCCCUCUGGACUCCAGCCUGAAACCAUUGUGGGAUCUUCUUGGACAAGGACAGUGCAUUGAGGUAUUUGGUGCUAAACUGGAAGGGGACCCGCCAUCCUGGAAGCAGCCAGAGGGAUGCAGAGUCUGGCGGGUGCCACGUGCCGCACGCUGUAAACCUGCACCCGUGCGCUGCCAGAGAAACGCAAGGGAGAAUCACAGGCCUGCGUUGUGGGAAAAGCGAAAGGAACGUCUGUUCUUUUUCUAGGAAUGGAAAGUUUGGGGAAGAUCGUGAAACUCAGCAGGGAAAUCCUGUACAUGCUGGGUGGGGGGGAAGAGCGCACUUGUAACGGUACAUCAUGAAUGUCCACUGCAUCGGACACAGGUUUGACACUCUGGUAGCUGUUUCUCCUCCAAACUCUUGGGUGGGAUCUGUCUUGAAUGAAAGAUGUGGAGAUUGGCACCAGUCUUGGCAGCGAAACAGGGCACGGCUCUAGAUGUGCAGCAGGGGAUUCUCUCGCUUCCAUGAGAAAUGUGUUUUAGCCAUGUCCAAGCUGUGGCUAGGUGGUUGGGGCGUUGCAUUCCCAGUGCAUUAGAAAACCAUUGUAUUUGGUUGGCAAGUGAAUCUUCAAGGGAGAGGUCAGCAGGGGCUCCUUGCCUUUAUCCCUUUACCCUUUGCCACUUCUACUCCUGUCCCCCCAGCCAUCAAGUCAGUCCCUCCCAUUUGUCAUCACCGACCCAUUUUUCCCAGUUCGUCUGUAGGCGACCAGUAGGAGAUUAACAGAAACAGGAGAGGCUUCUAAAGCCUGGCUUUGAUUCCUGGUCGGUGCAUGGGGGACGGAAGCUGACCAUCCGUGGUGGGAAGAGGUGAUUUGCAGGGAACUAAUUUGUCACAUUGCGUCCAAGAGCCUUAGAAGUGGCCUUCCCCAGACUGAGCAAAGAGCGAGUUAUGCAGCUUUUAAAUCUCAGGUGCAGUGGUGGGGGAUCCCCCCAGGCUUGGUCCCCCCAAAGCAGGCAAGGCCUUCCCUCCCUGUGCGAGCAAGCUCUAGCACAACCACCUUAAUUUCUGAGCGGGUGCCCCAAAAGACCCUUCCCCUUUUGCAUAUAGCAAAACCACCACCAAUGUUUGUGCAAGUGGUUCCCAUCAUCCCCAGCCCACCAGGCACCCUCUAGAGAAACGGCUGCCAUGAAGAAAAUGGGCUUCCACACUUGGUUUUCUGCCCUCCUCUCCGUGGUCCUGGCUUGGCUUCUGGGGGCACAGUACAGAAUCAACCCCAAGAGAAAUAGCCAGAGACUGCCUUUUUAACCCCCCCCCCCCAAAAAAGCUGGAAAGAAAGCCCAUCAUUAACCUGAUCCUUGGCUAAGUUCUGCUUCCAUUCUUCCAAAACCAAAAUUUCAAGACACCACCAGACAAACGGUUGCCUCCCCCACACGAAGAGGGAAAGGGGUUUUGGAGGGGAAUCCAGUGCAACUCAGCCCGUGCCUGGCUUUUAAAGUCACACCUCAAUUUUUGUCUAAGGGGGGUGGGGGGCGGAGACCUCCAGCCCCCUCAACACAACUUCAAAUCCACCUCUCUCUAAUGCCCCUUUGAGUUCCAUGUUUUUUUAGAUAUGAAUUAUUGCUUUUUAAAAAGAAAAGUAUUUUUAAGCCUUAAAAUUGCUGUUUUUUUUAAAGCAAGUUGUUUCUUUCUUGCAGUUUAUACUGAUUUGGUCCCCCCCCCUUUUUUUUUUUUAAAUACCCAUUUCUUUCUCUUGGUUUUGAAUUGAUGUUGUAUGAUAUUCAAUAUUGUAUCCUCUUUUCUCUUUUUUUUGGCAUGUUAAUAACUGUGUAAAUAAGACUCUUAUACAUAUUGUUAACAUCUUUUUUUCUAUAUAAAAGCCCAGGAAACAUCUAGCUAGUGCCCUAGUUAUUAUUACCCUUAUUAAUGAAAAAGGAAAAAAAAAGUUUUUUUGUUUUGUUUUUUUUAAAGAUGGAAUCUCCUUCCACCCACCUCCUAAAAGUCUUGCAUUGUGGAAGGAAGGAGCACGGCCUCUCCCUUGUUCCGGGCAACCAUUUGCAUCGUUCAGAAAAAGGAAAAAAAAAAACCAAUAUAUGGAAACGAUCACUUUUUAAAAGUUGCUUUGUAUUUCUUCUCUGUUGUGGAAAAGCAAAUAAUAAAAUGUCUUUCCAAUCUUGGGCUGGA
Molecule: messenger RNA, 4410 nt
Organism: Candoia aspera
Lineage: Eukaryota; Metazoa; Chordata; Lepidosauria; Squamata; Candoiidae
Gene: ZNF362
Product: zinc finger protein 362
Exons: 10
Coding region: 613-1824 (403 amino acids)
Biological process (GO): regulation of transcription by RNA polymerase II
Molecular function (GO): RNA polymerase II cis-regulatory region sequence-specific DNA binding; DNA-binding transcription factor activity, RNA polymerase II-specific
Source: RefSeq, a predicted model, not a curated record